This is a messenger RNA of Cyclopterus lumpus (lumpfish), 1318 nucleotides long. RefSeq names its product neuromedin-U receptor 1-like. Gene Ontology annotation, cellular component: plasma membrane. The record is from RefSeq and is a predicted model, not a curated record. Lineage: Eukaryota; Metazoa; Chordata; Actinopteri; Perciformes; Cyclopteridae. Gene Ontology annotation, molecular function: neuromedin U receptor activity. The coding region runs from base 137 to 1318 and encodes 393 amino acids. Gene Ontology annotation, biological process: G protein-coupled receptor signaling pathway. The transcript has 4 exons.
ACUAAGUCCAGGAUACAGAGAAAUAUGAAGAUCACACGUCGUCUCAACGUUCUUCAAACCGUAUUCAUCUCAAGUCCUCAAGGAGCCCACGAACUGCAGGCGUAGAACCCGAGGAACCUUCCUGCCGGUCGUCAACAUGCCAGAGCUGAACUGCUCCUUCGCUGCUCUUUUCACAAUCGGCGCCGCAGUGUUCAAUGACCCGGGCUGCCCCGAGGCUGCUUUGGUGUGUGGGAUGAAUGUCUCCCGGGCGUUGGCUAACGCUACCGCACAAGAUCUGCAUGAGAUGUGCUUGAGCGAGAAGGACUACCUGGCCGUGCACCUGGGGUCUCCGAGGUCCCCCGUGUUCCUUCCCGUCUGCAUCACCUACCUGACCAUCUUCGUGGUGGGUGUCCUGGGCAAUUCUCUGACCUGCAGCGUCAUUUUGCGACACAGGGUGAUGCAGACGCCCACCAACUACUACCUGCUCAGCCUGUCGGCGUCUGACCUGCUGGUGCUGCUGCUGGGCAUGCCGUUAGAGCUCUACGAGAUGUGGCAGAACUACCCCUUCCUGCUCGGGGAGGGGGGUUGCUACUUAAAAACCUUCCUGUUUGAGACCGUCUGCUUCGCCUCCAUCCUCAAUGUCACGGCGCUCAGCGUGGAGCGCUACGUGGCGGUGGUGCACCCCCUCAAAGUCAAACACAUGGCCACACGUGCUCACGUCAAGAGGGUCAUCUUCAUACUCUGGGUGCUGUCCAUGCUGUGUGCUGUGCCAAACACCAGCCUGUAUGGGAUUGUGACGCUGCCUCCGAAGUUUGGACGACAGUUUCCACGAUCUGCCAUCUGCCAUGUGAUUAAACCCAUCUGGAUCUACAACCUGAUCAUCUUGAUUUCUACGUUGGCCUUCUUCCUGCUCCCCAUGCUGAUAAUUAGCAUUCUCUACCUGCUCAUUGGCUUGGGGCUGAGGAGGCAGAGGAUGGUGACUGUGGUGGACACCAGCUUUGGACCGGAAAGCCUCUCCAGGUCCCACAUGGAGAAACUGAGCAAACGCAACAACCAAGUCACCAAAAUGCUGUGUGUGCUGGUGGUUGUGUUUGGUCUCUGCUGGGCUCCCUUCCAUGCGGACCGCUUAAUGUGGAGCUACCUCAACCCCUCGUCCGUGGAGCACCUCCAGGUCUUCAAGCACGUCCACAUCAUCUCCGGAGUCUGCUUCUACCUGAGCUCUGCCAUAAACCCCAUCCUCUACAACCUCAUGUCCACAAAGUUCAGAGAAAUGUUCCGUCACGUUACUUGUUAUCCCGGCUGGCGCUCCAGCUUACUGAUGACCAACGCAGCACCUUGA